AGAACGAUUAACCAGCGUCCAAACAAGCUAUUGUUGAUCCAAGCCUGAUACACAUACCGUUCUGUAACUUGCGCAGCAGUACACUCAAGUGCGCAUACACACUAUAUCAACCCCCUAAAGUCUCUUCAGAUAUCUACCACCAAAUGUACCCUAAAGAUACGCUUUCAGACGCUAUCAGAACAAGAAGCCCAAGUGCAUGUCAACGUUUGGAGAGAAAGAGAGAGAGAAAGAAAGAGAGGGUCAUCACUGGUCAUGCAGCUGCAGAGAUGUCAGACUUCGAGUGCCACGAGAAAGAGCGUGAGAUAGCGAGGGGAGAGUAGUGGCGUGUAAUUAUGAACGUAGCCUGUGAAAAAUAAAUAAGCAUUAGGACUUCGCAACAGAGCUUUGCCGUUCUUUUCAAAAAUGGCACAAAAAGCCAACUUUGUGUAACCGUUCCCUCCCCACGCGUCCAACCCUCUUAUUAAAUCAGCUUCGGCCAGACUUACAACCCCUUAACUACGAUCUUAUCUUAGAAAUCAUCUUUAUUUAUUGUUGUCAUUAAUAUAUGUCACUGUCUUUUUGACUCUUCAUUCUUGCUUCAUUGAUUUUCCGGCGACCGGGAAAAAAUGUCGCCGGGAGGGAGAAACAAGAGCUGGAAUGGAGUGGAGGGUAAGCAUUACCCUGCUCCACUUGCCUCCCAUGAGGAUGUUGUCAGCGACCCUAUAGUCUUCUGGGACACUUUGAGGCGCUUCCAUUUUAUGAUGACCACCAAAUUUAUGAUUCCUGUGAUUGGGGGCAAGGAGCUAGAUUUGCACAUUCUUUACGCAGAGGUUACAAAAAGGGGCGGUUACGAAAAGGUUGUUGCAGAGAAGAAAUGGAGGGAAGUGGGUAAUAUUUUCAGGUUCUCUCCAACAACAACGAGCGCUUCUUUUGUACUGAGAAAACACUACUUUGGUCUUCUUUACCAUUAUGAGCAGGUUUACUUUUUUAAGCUACAGGGUCCUGUGUUUACCCCAACAGUUCCAUUUCCUGCCAGCAACCCUUUGUGGAGACCUGAAUUGGCUCUAGUGGAGUAUUCCCCCAAAACGACUACAGAUUAUGUGGAACCACUUAUUGAAGGCCCUUCAUGUUUCUCAGCUACUGGAACAAUUGAAGGGAAGUUCGAUUGUGGUUAUUUGGUAUCUGUGAAAUUGGGUUCUGAGACUCUUAGAGGAGUACUUUACCAUCCGGAGCAGCCAGAUUCUUCAGUCUCUGUUCCUGAAUCUAACAGUGCUAUUGUACCAUACACCCAUAGUCCUUGCCACUCAAGUCGUCGUCGUCGGAGAAGUAGAAGAAGGGGAGACCCCAACUACCCAAAACCGAAUCGCAGUGGCUAUAACUUCUUCUUUGCAGAGAAGCAUUACAAGCUCAAAGCUUUGUACCCAAACAGAGAGAGGGAGUUCACAAAGAUGAUCGGUGAGUCAUGGAGCAACCUCAGCCCAGAAGAAAGGAUGGUUUACCAGAACAUUGGGUUGAAGGACAAAGAACGAUACAAGAGAGAAUUGAAAGAGUACAAAGAGAAAAUGAAUCUCAGUCAAACCGUGGAACUUGGAAGUUAAGAGAGCUGACUAAGAACAGAGGGAGCCGCCAAAACCAAAAGAAUUUGAAGGGAACUUUUUGAGUUGUACAAUUAUCUCUAUACGUAUGUGGUACUGUUAGAAAACCGCAAUCUCUUGCAUGCAUAUUGAUUUUAACCCAUGUCGCGCUGAUGUUGCUGUUGGAUAUUCUGGAUGGCAGAAAGUCAAUACAGAAAAUUGAAUGCA
Messenger RNA from Carya illinoinensis, 1781 nucleotides. Its product is annotated as high mobility group B protein 9. The record is from RefSeq and is a predicted model, not a curated record. NCBI's taxonomy places the organism in Eukaryota, Viridiplantae, Streptophyta, Magnoliopsida, Fagales, Juglandaceae. The transcript is spliced from 6 exons. Bases 606 to 1577 code for a protein of 323 amino acids. Gene Ontology annotation, molecular function: DNA binding.